GUAGAAGAAGAGUAGCCUCCCUCGGCGCCACCAUCUUGGCUCUGCGGGUCCGUCCCUCUCUUAUUGAUGUUCCUGGUCAUCGAACGCGAUUUUCAACGAAAGCAUUGAAUUUUUCUUCUUAAAAUGGACAGCAUUGGGGAUGUUGCCGUUGGAGUGAAGAGAGGAUCCGAUGAGCUGAGUAUGUACAACAAUCCCAACUCUGGAAUGAGCAGUUUGAGUGACGGAACGUCCAACGGCAGCGAGAGUAAAAAGCAGAGGGUCGAGGAGGCACCACCGUCUCGAGUGCUGCACAUAAGGAAGCUGCCUAAUGAAGCAUCAGAGACGGAAGUCAUUGCUCUCGGUCUGCCCUUUGGAAAAGUCACCAAUAUCCUGACUCUGAAGGGAAAGAACCAGGCGUUUUUGGAGAUGGGCACAGAGGAAGCCGCCAUCACUAUGGUCAACUACUACACCACUGUCACUCCUCAUAUCCGCAACGUUCCAGUUUUCAUUCAAUACUCCAACCACAAAGAGCUGAAAACUGAUGCUGGGAAUCAGAGGACACAGGCGGUUCUUCAGGCGGUGUCAGCGGUCCAGUCUGGAGGUUCCCCGAGCUCCGACAUUCAGGAGGUUCUGGCGGCGGCUUUAAGCCCAGUUCUGAGGAUUAUCAUCGACAACAUGUUCUACCCCGUAACCCUGGACGUGCUGCAGCAGAUUUUCUCCAAGUUCGGGACGGUCAUGAAGAUAAUCACGUUCACCAAGAACAACCAGUUCCAGGCUCUUCUGCAGUUCAGCGAUCCUGUCAAUGCUCAGCAGGCCAAGCUGGCGCUGGACGGUCAGAACAUCUACAACUCCUGUUGCACUCUGCGCAUUGACUUCUCCAAACUGGUCAACUUGAAUGUGAAGUACAACAACGACAAGAGCCGCGACUACACGAGGCCCGACCUGCCGGCGGGUGACGGACAGCCCAGCCUGGACCCCGCCGUGGCCGCCGCGUUCAGCAAAGACUCCAACUCGCUGCUCGGUAAGAUCCCAGGUGCCCUGACCCCGCUCAGUGCAGCGGCGGCGGCCGCGGCUGCUGCAGGAAGAGUUGCACUGGCGGGACAAGCCGGGUCCAGUGGGGUUCUGUUAGUCAGCAACCUCAACCAGGAGAUGGUUACGCCCCAAAGUCUGUUUACCCUCUUCGGCGUGUACGGUGAUGUCCAGAGGGUGAAGAUUCUUUACAAUAAGAAGGACAGCGCGCUCAUCCAGAUGUCAGACGCCAACCAGGCCCAGCUAGCAAUGAGCCACUUGAACGGCCAGAAGAUGUACGGGAAGAUCAUUCGGGUGACGCUCUCCAAGCACCAGACGGUGGCGCUGCCCCGGGAUGGCUUGGACGAUCAGGGCCUGACCAAGGACUACGCCAACUCCCCGCUGCACCGCUUCAAAAAACCAGGCUCCAAAAACUUCCAAAACAUAUUCCCGCCGUCCGCCACCCUUCACCUCUCCAACAUCCCACAAGACGUCGGCGAGGACGACCUGCGACUGCUCUUUUCCAACUCCGGAGGCACCGUGAAGGCCUUCAAGUUUUUCCAGGAUCAUAAAAUGGCCCUCAUCCAAAUGUCAACGGUGGAAGAAGCAAUUCAAGCCUUAAUUGACCUUCACAACUACAGCAUGGGAGGAAACCAGCACCUGAGGGUCUCCUUCUCCAAGUCCACCAUCUGAGGAGCCGGAGGGAGACCGACUUUCCCGCUGUACCUCUGUAUUUCCUGUCGGCAAAAACUUCGACGUGUUGAUUGUCCAAACAGGUUCGAUGUAGAUCAAUGUUCAGCUCUUUAAACUUGGUUAGGAAGUUACAGCACUUCUGUGCCUUAUUUGAGAACCAUCACCACAGUCAGGAACAUCCGCUCACAGCUCCGACCACGUCAGUCAGUCUCUGUUUCUUUACUUCAAUGUGAUCAGUGGUUUUUAGGACGGUGAUUCCGAUGCCUGCCGUGUUUCCCAUCUCUGGUGAUUGUCAGUGGUUUUCUGCGCAUGUUGUGUUGGCAUCUGACAUCAAAAGUCCACUGUGAUUUGGUUGUGGUGUCAGGAGAGAGGGCUACUUUGUUGGACCAAAGCUUCUGUGCCUUCUGUGUUCCUUUAAAAUUCCUGUGAUUUUUUUGGGGAAAAAAAAAACAAAAAACUUGUGUUGAUAUGAUGGUUGUAUUUUUUUGCUCACAUUGUUUUAUACCGCACACAACGACCGGCUUUGCGCUUGAGAGAGAGAGGCGACGUUCAGAGAUGGUUUAUUUUCUACAGAGUUUCCCGUUUUCAAACUCCCCUGGAUUCUGAGUGUUUUUUGCAUUUCCUCUGUAGCAUGCCGAAUAAACUCUUCUGUAGCACCGCUUGCCUGGUGUCU
Molecule: messenger RNA, 2353 nt
Organism: Synchiropus splendidus (mandarinfish)
Lineage: Eukaryota; Metazoa; Chordata; Actinopteri; Syngnathiformes; Callionymidae
Gene: ptbp2a
Product: polypyrimidine tract binding protein 2a
Exons: 14
Coding region: 124-1680 (518 amino acids)
Biological process (GO): regulation of RNA splicing; mRNA processing
Cellular component (GO): nucleus
Molecular function (GO): mRNA binding
Source: RefSeq, a predicted model, not a curated record